AUGGCAACUCCGACGCUCAACUUCAUCACGUUUAACCAAGACCAUAGCUGCCUUGCUGUUGGCACCUCCAAAGGCUUCGGCAUCUAUCAUACGGACCCGUUUUCCCGAAUAUUCAGCAGCGAUGACGGAAACAUUGCGAUUAUCGAAAUGCUGUUCUCGACCUCUUUGGUCGCCCUGAUUCUUUCUCCCCGCCAUCUGAUUAUACAAAAUACCAAGAGAGCUUCGGUCAUAUGCGAACUGACCUUCCCAUCCGCCGUCUUGGCCGUCCGACUGAAUCGCAAGCGGCUAGCCGUCGUGCUCGAAGAAGAGAUUUAUUUAUACGACAUAAGCAACAUGAGCCUCCUCUACACCAUCCCUACCUCGCCGAACCCGUCCGCCAUAUGCGCCCUAUCAGCGUCCUCCGAGAAUUGCUACAUCGCAUAUCCUCUCCCUAAACCGAGAGAAGAAUCAGAUAGCAGGCGACCCUCCCACGCUCCGCCGCAGUCCGCAUACGUCGCUCCCACAUCGGGAGAAGUUCUCAUGUUCGACACAUUGACACUGAAGGCUGUCAAUGUCGUAGAAGCCCACCGCUCCCCCUUAUCCUGUAUCAGUCUCAACAGCGAAGGAACGAUGCUAGCAACUGCUAGUGAAACCGGCACUAUCAUUCGAAUAUUUUCAGUGCCUCGGGGCCAGAAGCUCUAUCAGUUCCGACGUGGGACAUAUCCGUCUACCAUUUAUAGCAUGUCGUUUAAUCUCAGUUCAACGCUCUUGUGCGUUUCCUCUGCGUCAGACACUGUACACAUAUUUCGUCUCAGUGCUCCUCCUGGUCAUACCACCCCAGCUGGUGCCCCGAUAGAGUCUCUAGGUUCUCCCAGGCAAGAUCGGUGGUCUCGAGGACGAAGUCACGAUGGUGCGGACUCGCCUAGUAAUAACAGUGCAACAGAAUCCCCAAAAAGUGAAACCGCAGAGCCCGCAGGUAAUGGCGCUGCUCCAGAUUCCAGUUCUCAGCCGGUUAAUCGCAAGCAAAGCGGCUCUUUCAGCAGUAUGCUGCGGCGCUCUUCUCAAAUUAUGGGCCGAGGGGUUGCUGGCGUUGUUGGCUCAUAUCUUCCACAAUCGGUUACUGAGAUGUGGGAACCGCUGCGAGAUUUCGCUUAUAUCAAAAUCCCCAAAACCACUGGGCUCGGUGCUGGAGCUCGUCCACCUGGCCAAGGCUCUAAUCCCCUUCGCAGUGUAGUUGCAAUGAGCAGUAGCAGCCCCCAGGUGAUGGUGGUGACAAGUGACGGAGGCUUUUACGUCUACAAUAUCGAUAUGGAGCAUGGCGGAGAAGGUUAUCUGGUCAAACAAUUUUCGGUUCUUGAAGGGGACAGUAAGAGUGAUCCUUCAGCCUACACAGGCUAA
Molecule: messenger RNA, 1377 nt
Organism: Trichoderma gamsii
Lineage: Eukaryota; Fungi; Ascomycota; Sordariomycetes; Hypocreales; Hypocreaceae
Product: autophagy-like protein 18
Exons: 4
Coding region: 1-1377 (458 amino acids)
Biological process (GO): protein lipidation; nucleophagy; protein localization to phagophore assembly site
Cellular component (GO): phagophore assembly site membrane; cytosol; fungal-type vacuole membrane
Molecular function (GO): phosphatidylinositol-3-phosphate binding; protein binding; phosphatidylinositol-3,5-bisphosphate binding
Source: RefSeq, a predicted model, not a curated record